GUUUGACAAGACGUCUCAAUUCCUUGGCACUGUGACCUCAUGGGUGCAAUCUGUGCCUGCUCUACCUGCGGCAUGAUAUUCCGAGGGAUCUGGAUCCGAGUGAGAUUCCCAGGAAGCUUAUACUCUAUAUCAACCCAGCCCGAUCUGGCCUUGAUUUCGGUUUCUCUUCUCUCGACACUUUCAAGUCUUCAACACAACAACAUUUCUGGUUCAGUUCCUUCUCUUUGGCUGGUCCAGUCUUUCCUUGAGUGCCUUUCUCAUUUCUUCCAUUCUCACAUUCCAUUCUCUCCAGGUUCUGUGAACCCUUUUCAGUUGUAAAUUAUACCAUCAACUUUUUUCUUCAUCUCUUUGACUAGAGACAUUUAGCACUCCUUCAAAAUGAAGAGCUCUAUCCUCCUUUCCAUUGCGGCCAUCGCCGCCCAGGUCAUCGCCCUCCCUACCCAGGAGGACCGAUCCGUGGCUCUGCCCGUCCGAGACCUGAACUUCCCGGCUCAAGUUGAUGUCAGGCCCGUUCUGCGCCGCGCCAAGGGCGAGCAAGCCGGUGACAACGCCGACGUCCAGCAGGAGGGCGAGAACGCAGGCGAGAACGGAGUCGCCACCAAGAAGGCCGCCAAGGACGCCGCUGCAGCCGGAGGAGCCGGUGCCGCUGCCGGUGGUGCCACUGCCGGAGGAGCCACAGCCGGCGGUGCCGCCAACAACGGAACUGCCAACGCCGGAGGCAAGAAGAAGGGCAAGAAGGGCAAGAAGAAUGCACAGGCCAAGGCCGCGGGCAAGAAGAACAACGCUGCCGCCGGUGCUGCCGGCGCCAAGAAGAACAAGGCUAAGAAGAACAACGGUGGCGCUGCCAACAACGGAACUGCCAACGCCGCCGACGGCGCUGCGGCUGGCGGAAAGAAGGCCAAGGCUGCAAAGGGUAACGCCGCUGCUAAGAAGAACAACGGAGCCGACAACGCAGCUGGCGGCGCGGCUGCUGGUGGUGCCGCCGGUGGUGCCGCUGCUGGUGGUGCUGCGAACAACGGAACCGCGAACGCUGGUGGCAAGAAGAAGAACGGCAAGAACGGCAAGAAGAACAACGCUGCUGGAGGCGCCGCUGCGAAGAACAACCAGGCAGCUGACGGCAACAACAUCCUCUCUUCCAUCCUCGAGAGCAUUGGAGGAGGCGCUGCAGGUGGAAACGCUGCCGCUGGUGGUGCCAACAAGGCCCAGGCCGACCCUCUUGCUCUUCUCAGCGGUCUUCUUGGACGUGACGAGGAGUCAGCCGACCUGGAACAGCGCGAAGAGCAUGACCUGGCUGAGCGUGACGACCACGAGCUUGUCCAGCGCGACGAGGAGGAGGCCGAUCUGGAGUAA
Molecule: messenger RNA, 1350 nt
Organism: Colletotrichum scovillei
Lineage: Eukaryota; Fungi; Ascomycota; Sordariomycetes; Glomerellales; Glomerellaceae
Exons: 3
Coding region: 379-1350 (323 amino acids)
Source: RefSeq, a predicted model, not a curated record